Messenger RNA from Spodoptera litura, 1505 nucleotides. RefSeq lists its product as uncharacterized. Gene Ontology annotation, cellular component: cytoplasm. NCBI's taxonomy places the organism in Eukaryota, Metazoa, Arthropoda, Insecta, Lepidoptera, Noctuidae. The record is from RefSeq and is a predicted model, not a curated record. Gene Ontology annotation, biological process: protein transport.
AAUAUUAAUUUUGAUUAAUAAUAUGGUCACGACCAAGAUAAGUUUAUCACUGAAUAUAAAAUCCAUCGAGUUAUCUUUAAAUGACUCAGUGUACUUGUAGCUGUGCGUUUGUGCGGUCAUUUAUUCUCUUUCAGUUUUAAUAUUAGUAAAAGUCGGUAUCAUGGGAGUAAUGUGUCAAAUAUUAUUGGACAGAACUGAAGAUGGUGUUUUCAAGGCAGGAGGACUAGUGACAGGAACAUUGAAGUACUUUAUAGACAAACCAACACAAUACAGAAGGAUAUCCCUGUGUUUUGUGGGAAAAGGAGAAUGCCAGUGGUCUGAAAGUGAUUCUGAUUCUGAUGAUAACGAUAGUACUGAUUACAGUAAUUGUCAAGAAUAUUUUACGCAAGUAAUCAUGGUAUAUUUGGGCACAAAUAACAAAGAUCUUAUAUCAGGUGCUUUUGAAUACCCAUUCCAGUUCUUGCUGCCAAACGAUAUACCGCCAUCUUUUAAAGACGACAUUUGUAAAAUAAAGUACAAAAUUACAGUCACAUUUGCUAAAGCAAACUUUAUGAAAACGAACAAACAUUUUGAUGUAGAAAUACCAAUGACCAGCUACGUGAACCCAUGUUCAUUGGAACCAAUGAUGUUCAGUUUAAAGAAAGAUCUGAUUUCUCUUAAAACUCCCAAUAAGGUAGAAAUAAAAGGAGAAAUAAGUAAAACGUGUGUAGCUCCCGGUGAUAGCUUCGAAAUGAUACUCACAGUAAACAAUGAUUCAAAUAUAUCAGUAUUUAUAAGAACUGAACUUGUAAGUCGUGUGACCUACGUAUCAAGUAGUAAUCGCAAGAAAGUUGAUGAAGAAAUCGUGAAAAAUACUUGUAUAAUGAAAUCUGUGGCUACCAAUGGUGUCACAAGUCUAACACAUAUGGUCCCGACGUAUCCAAAUUUAUAUUCCAUACAACAUACUAAAGUUAUGGUACGUGAAUAUAAAGUUAAAAUUACUGCUAAACUUCCUUUUCCACACAUAGAUGCUGUUUUAGACAUUCCGGUAGCUAUUGGUUCAAAACAACAUGAACUUUUGGUACCAGCUGCAGUCUACAAUCAGUAUGAUAAAGAGCCACCGCCGUACUCAUCUAUAUCUGCACAAAAUGAGGACUGUGCAAACAGAGCUAACGAUGACGUUAAUGUGAAAAAAUGUGAAGAAGCAGACUCUAGCAAGGGCGAAAAGAAAAAGCUGGAUGCCGAUGGUGAUCAAGAUUAUAAAUAAAAUAUGUAAUAUUAAAAACAUUACACUAGCAACGUUAAGGAAAAUGAUGACAAGUGUGAGAAUAAUUAAGAAUUUGUCCAGGUGAUAGGCGAAGUUGUUUUUACUUAAAUAAGCCAGUUCAGUAGGCUGUCACACAAAUGUAUGUAGGUACAUAUUUUGUUAUUAAUUAUGCAAGCAGAAAUUUCAAGACAGUGUGACUUCUGAUAUUAUAGACAUAAUUACUACUUUUUGUGAAAGUAACAUCAUAAUGCUGUGAUAA